Messenger RNA from Spizellomyces punctatus DAOM BR117, 772 nucleotides. RefSeq lists its product as uncharacterized. Gene Ontology annotation, biological process: transcription by RNA polymerase III. The coding region runs from base 58 to 684 and encodes 208 amino acids. The transcript is spliced from 6 exons. NCBI's taxonomy places the organism in Eukaryota, Fungi, Chytridiomycota, Chytridiomycetes, Spizellomycetales, Spizellomycetaceae. Gene Ontology annotation, cellular component: RNA polymerase III complex. The record is from RefSeq and is a predicted model, not a curated record.
CGUUAACGACUUGCUAUCACGCAUCCAGUUCUUGUUCCACUCCAGACUGUCGAACUCAUGAGUGGAAGAGGAGGAGGCGGUGGUGGUUGGAGAGGUGGGCGAGGAGGGGGCAGUGGGGGAGGGUUUGGACGAGGCCGGGGACCUGACUUGGGGGAAGAUGUUGAAGUAACAUACAAGGAGACUCCGCUCUUUCCGGACUACAAACCCCAUCCUUUCAAACAAAUGACCCUCCCCGAACAGUACAUGGUCGACGAGUGGAAGGUCUUUCUCGACAGCCUUCGGGAGCUACCAUAUUAUCUUGAUGUCCCACCUCCGAAGCCUGAUAUCGAGAGAUACUCAGAUCGGUUUCGCAAACGGACGAAGGAGGCGAAUAAAUCUUUGACUGGAGUCCCGACAGAUCUUGCUUUUUUCCCUGAAGAACUUCACGGAGUAAAGGAUCCAUCGAAGUCCAAGACGAGUGCCAAACUUGUUAAGAAAGACAUCGACCUCAAAGCUCUGGAUGCUUUGGAGAAAGAAGAGGCCAGUGCCAAGGGAAAUGCAGAUGUUGAUGAUGACGAUGAAGCGUUACCAGAAGAGGAGUACGACGAAGAAAUGUACGAGGAAGAAAACGACUAUUUGGUUGAUCACUACGACGAAGAUGUCGAUGUGUUUGGAGGAGAUGCAAGUGACCGGGAAGAUUAUUGAGCUUGUACAAAGACAGUGGGCGUGUGUAUAUAUAACUUAUUCAUUAAUCUAUAUUCAUUGCAUAUCAUUAUUCUAUUUUGCAUUUCCC